GUGACCCCUUCAAACGAACACGUUCCGUCUUCAUGCUUCUACGUCCACAUAAGUGUCGGCUUUAGAAGUGGCUUCCCAGUAGGAUACGCUCGGUCAUGCGCACGUUCACCAGUCACAGUACAUGUAUAAGAUUGGUCUCGCGUUAAUUGAAUCAACGCAGUGUUGUUUACUAUCUGUCCUGCUAAGUAAGCUUCUCCGUUCCUGGGUAAACCGACAAAGACAAAAUGAGAGAAAUUGUGCUCGGCCGUCCCGCUGGCUUACGGCUUGUAGAACCUCGAGUCGUUUUAGAGACAGUACGGAUGAGUUUAUGGAGGGAUUAGCGCGUGUGUAUGAGCGCAUGUCUCUCAGUAAACUCCAAGUGACGCUAUAGUGAAGACGGCUACGAAGCAGUGAAAGGAUUCGCUCUAAGCGAUUGAUUGCACUAGCGCCGGCUAUCGUGCGUGUCGUACGAGCUAUGGCGCAACGUAUUACGCGCUGGGGCAAGAGAUAACGCUCCAGAGAGGACAAUGAAUACUGUUCAGGUCGCUCUUUAUUUUGCGCCCUUUCGUUACGUUUCGCAGCUAACGGCAUUGUGUUCCCUCAAGAAAAAGAGCCUAUAAACAGGAAACACACUAUUACCGAAUCGACUCCAUUUAAUCUGCCAGGAACGUUUCGUUAAUACGGAUUUACAUGUCUCUCGCGCGGAGCACGAAGUCUAUACAUUGUCGAUCUGUUGUGUUGUAAAAAAUCCUACAUCUUAAGAACGGUCUCUUGAUACCUCGAUUCAAUAUAGCUGUUAUUUCGGAGAAGAACGACCGUAGCAAUAAUAAUAAUGUGUUUUACAAGUGUACGUUAGAGAAUCUCAUCUUUAUUGGUACGCGCCAUUUACGCUUGUUGAUAAUUACCUACAGCUGUAUCAGAAGUUAGAUUGCUUAUUCGAGCAAACGGAAAAAGGUGAGGAAGAUUACGUUACAUCGUUACAAACAGAAGCGGUAAUCAGCUAGAAAAGUAGCAUCCGUGAUAUGGGUGCCUCUUACAACGACUUAUCAUUGUCGCCUCGAAACGUCUCAUGAAAAAUCAUUGUAAACGACUAUUGAUAUAAGGCGAACAGUCAGUGAUCACCUGAAAAAGGGAAGAUUGACAAUGCUUGUCACUAGAAAGACACCGGCCGCUAUAUAAAAAUGUAUGUAUUAAAUCUACGGAAAUUUCAAUUCAAUCGACUCAAAUCCCGUUCCUGUCCUCUGGCUACAACUGGGACGAUAUAGAUGCGAAUUGGGACUCUUACUCCGUUUACUGAGUGAUCUUUCUCGAGUGUAGGGUUCUACACGAUCAGGAAAUCAGACGCGUACGUGUAGCAUCUGACUAACUUCGAAUAGUUGUAAUUUGUUAACGUGAUUAGUGUUGUUUUUUGGAGAGCGAGUUUGACUUCGGGCCCGCUGAACUCGUGGCCGAACCGUGCGUCUUCCUACAUCACAUAACGAGUGUUAAAGGGGGCUGAGAAUGUUGCGUAACAUCAUUCAGGGAGUGCUGCUUGGGGUAAACUGCCUGUUGUUUCUGGUAACCCCUGGAGGUACUCAAAGUCAUACCUUCGAGCGAGCUAUUAGCCAUGCGCCCGCUCGUUCGCUGGACUCGACACUUGCGAUCCAACUAACGCCGCUUAAUCCGAGCUCACAUGAAGACCGCUUCCACAUUUCGAGAGUAGAGCGGGUGCGUUAUGGAAAGGCCUUCCGGCGACAGGCCAAUCCACCUCAAAGCGAGAAGUGCAAAUAUAAGAAGGAACCUUGGGGAGAGUGCGAGAUGGCAUCAAACAUACAGAGGCGUCGGUUAGUUUUAAAAAAAAAUAAUCCCGCUUGCGAGCCUACUAGAGAGAUAACACGACCCUGUCGUUUGUCCAAAUCCGGUCAAGGGCAAAGUAGUCACAAUCACAAACAGAGGACAGUGGUGUGCCGCUAUAAAAAGGGCUCAUGGAGUGAAUGUGACCCUCACACUGGUCUGAAGACUCGGACAGACACGCUAAAAUUCAGCAAACAGGGCCUUCCGCCCGCACAGGUGCAGCUUUUGCGCGAUAGCUGCGAGCCAACUCGGAUGAUGACCCGUAAAUGCAAGGCCACUAAACUCGGCUGUAAAUACAACCGUUCUGCAGCGUGGUCCAAGUGCGAUUCGCGCACGAACCUGCGCACAAAAGUUCUCAAGUUAGAGGCCGGAGUUAACCGCAGCGGGGCGGAAUGCGAGCCUGAGCGACGAAUCACCAAAAACUGCCGGGGUGGACAGCCUGAUAAAGCCAAAAAAAGUCACGACCAUUUUCCUCAAGAGGAUCAUCCCGAAGAGGAAGAGGAGAUUCAUAUGGAAGUAGGUCAAGGGACGGAGGCAACAGGAAUUCGACUCUUAACCACUUUAAAGUAGGCUUGUCUUGGGCUUUCUGAUCAUGACCAAACAAACAAAUGUGCACCGGUUCGCCGUAGCGUUUGUCCGAGAUCGGCAAAGUCUUGAAGAUGAACAGCUGACCUUGCUGAUAUUUCAACAUUGCGAGCUCCAGUGCCAGAACUGAAUUUUCCAGUUCUUCGAGGAGAAAGGCACGGGAAUUUUUUGCGUCCAUUGCAAAGCUAGGAGACUACCUUCUCUAUAUUUCAAUUGCAUUGAAAUGUACUUUUAUUUAAGGGUAAAUAUAUUACAAAAUAGUGUGCAAUUAUCGCCUCCAUAGGAGCUACGAUAGAGGGCGUGAGGGUGCGGUCACCUAUUACCAUAUUUCUACAAUCUAUUACAGUGGCUUUACUACGGCGGUACAACACAGGUAUGGUCGGGAGGCACGGUUAUUAUUAUUAUUGUUAGCAUAUAAGCGAUACGGAAAGGGAACGUGUUGUUUAUUUGCUUUGUUUUCUCUAUAAAGGUUGUAGAGGUUACUAUUUAAUCACCUAAAUCAUAGCCAGGUCGUUUAUAAAGGUACUUCGAACAUCUAGUCGAUUUGGAAAUUGUGUUGUGCAAUCUCUGCAAAUCUAUAACACAGUAGAGCUUUGCAAGAAGAGUACAGACUUACCGUAGCACGUUAACUGCCACCUUCUGAGCACACGUUUGUCACUCUA
Varroa destructor (honeybee mite) is the source of this 3059-nucleotide messenger RNA. RefSeq lists its product as uncharacterized. The record is from RefSeq and is a predicted model, not a curated record. NCBI's taxonomy places the organism in Eukaryota, Metazoa, Arthropoda, Arachnida, Mesostigmata, Varroidae. Gene Ontology annotation, molecular function: growth factor activity; heparin binding. Gene Ontology annotation, cellular component: extracellular region. Gene Ontology annotation, biological process: mesoderm morphogenesis.